AUGCAAGACAAAUCUUUUAAGACGACUUGGCCAUAUCUCAAAACAAGUCUCGUUAUGGGGCCACAAAAAAAAACACACACAGUGGUGUCCGAAACGUAAUUACACGAGACACAUUCAUCAUGGAAUUGCAUUCGCUUCAAAAAGAUUAAAUUGACAGAAAAAACACGAAAAAGUAUUCAUAAUUCCCCUAAUCCGGCCAUAAUUUAUUACCGUUUCAGAGGCCACGACUGUUGGGGGUAAGUUUGAGCGAUUCGUAUACGAUACGCAGUGUCAGAUGGGCAAUCAUGUGUAGCAUUUAGGUAGUAGUGGGUCCUCGCCCGAUUCGACGGAUUCUUCUGGAAAGGCUACGGACUCUACGGAUUCAUCUGGGGCUAGUACUGAUUCUAGUGGUGCUACUGAUUCUUCUGGAGCCAGUACUGACUCUACCGACUCUUCUGGAGCCAGUACUGAUUCUAGUGGAGCUACUGAGUCUUCUGAUUCUACAGAUUCUUCUGGAGAAUCUACAGAUUCUACUAACAAUAGCGAUAGCACGGACUCUACUGACUCUUCUGGGGCUAGUACUGACUUUAGUGGAGCUACUGAGUCUUCGGAUUCUACAGAUUCGUCUGGAGAGUCUACUGACUCUACAGACACUUCUGGAGCCAGUACGGAUUCUAAUGGAGAAUCAACGGAUUCUAGCGGUGUUACAGAGUCUUCAGACUCCACGGAUACCUCUGGUAACAUAUUUUUAUUUUUUAACUUGUUUUAGCUUUAAAAAAUUUAUUAAAUAUUUUAAAAUUUUAAAAUUUUUUAAAAAAAUAUUAUAUUUUUAAAAAUUUUAAGGUUCAGGCGACUCAACUGACUCAUCAGGCAAUUCAGCAACCCCAGCUGACGUUACUGGCUACACAGGCAUAGAAUCUGGUUCAGAAGCCACUCAAUCAUCAGACAGCACUGACUCCAGUGGCGACAGUACGGACUCGACAAGUUCUGGGGAAGAUACUGAAGCUACAGAAGAAACAGGAAGUGGAGAAUCAACAUCAAGUGGGUCUGAAGCUACAGGAGAGCCAGUGUCUUCUAGUGGAUCUGAAGCCACAGAAGAACUAUCGUCAGGUUCAGAUGCUACAGAAGAACCAUCAUCAGAUUCAGACGCUACAGAAGAACCAGUAUCGUCAAGUGGAUCAGAAGCAACAGCAGCAUCAGCACAAUCUGAAGAGCCAACUGGUGCUUCUGGUACAGUAACUGGAUCUAGUGGAGAUGAUGUUGCUACUACUGAUAGUUCUAGUGGAUUAGAAACAGAAGGAUCUGCUACAAAAGAGGCUGUAACAAUAGCAUCUGAAGCAACAUAUGAAACAGAAAGUGCAUCUGAAGUCAGCGCUUCAGGACAAGCUACACAAGCCGUCAGUUCAUCUGGAGAAGUUUCCGAAGCUGUCAGCAGCUCAGGAGAAGUAACAGAAGCUGUUAGUUCAUCAGGCUUGGUUACAGAGAGCGCUACAGAAGCUGUAAGCGCUUCAGGAGAAGAAACUGAUGUUGCUACUGAAGGCACAGAAGUGGCUACACAAGGAACAGAAAUAGUUACUGACGUCAGCGCUUCUAGAGACGUUACGGAAGCUUUUAGUUCAUCAGGAGAAGAAACAGAAGCUGUAAGUGCAUCAGGUGAAGUAACAGAAGGUUUUGUCACAAACGAAGCUACUGAAGAAGCAACUGGAGCUGUUAGUGCUUCUGGGGAGGCUACUGAAGACGCUACUCGAGCUGUCAGUUCAUCUGGAGAAGCUACAGAAGAAGCUGGUGCUUCAGGAGAAGUUACUCAAGAUAUGGCUUCUGGAGCAGCAACGGAAGAAGCCACGGAAGCCAUCAGUGCAUCAGGAGAAGCCACAGAAGCAGUUAGCGAAGUCGCAACUCAAGUCAACGAUGUUACACAAGACAGUGCUACAGAUGAAGCUACAGGAGCAGGUGUUACAGAAGCACUAACAGAAGUAGCAACAAAUGAAGCUACAAACGAUGGUGCAACUACAGAAGUCAACGAAGUAACAGAAAUUGAAGAAGUCACAGAAUACGUCAGCAAUGCAGAAGAAGUUGUCACGAAACCAGUACGUGUCGUAUCCAAGAAGUCAACCACACCACACAUCAGAUGGAAAACAACAAUCAUCUACAAGAACCGUACUCGACCUACCAUAGCCUGGAAUGACUAUGGCUACACUCCAACUGACGGUGUUCAAGUUGUGAGUGAAGUCGUCACAGAAGCCGAGCCAGCCUUGACUUCAGAAGCCGUGACGGCUGCGGAUGAUGUAACUGAAGUUAGAAUAGUAACUAGAGAACUAACUAAACUAACUACUGAAGAAUACCCCAAGUUGACGGCAGAAGCUGAUGACGUUACAGAAGUGAAUGAAGUGACAGAAGAGUUGACAGACGACCCUAACGGUGUAGAAUACCCAGAAUUGACUACUGGACAUCCAGAAGAAGUAACGGGCGUUGACGAUCUGGUAGAGGAUGAUGACUCUAGUGGGGAUGAGUAUGAUUACUGUAAGUCGUUGACUAGACUAAAGUUUUUAUUUGGGUAGGAUAGGGUAAGGUAGGGUAGGGUAGGGUAGGGUAGGGCAGGGUAGGGUAGGGUAGGGUAGGGUAGGGUAGGGUAGGGUAGGGUAGGGUAGGGUAGGGUAGGGUAGGGUAGGGUAGGGUAGGGUAGGGUAGGGUAGGGUAGGGUAGGGUAGGGUAGGGUAUGUAAUAAUUUUUCUUUUCAGCUGACCUCUGUCCCAACGGCUACCGUGAAGAAUCCCAAAGUGUGCUUCCAUCCUCGAUCACUGCCGGCUCCGAAGCCGGUUACGUGAACUACGACUCAGAUUGCCGCGACUUAUGCGACGAACAACGGAAUACGACCUGUGUUGGUUUCAUGUUCCAGCCAGAAACAAACGGAAAAUGCACUUUGUUUGCGUACAAGUUUAACGGUUUUACGGUCAGCAAUGAGACAUACGCCUCGUUGUGGUUCAAAUGUUAA
This is a messenger RNA of Bursaphelenchus okinawaensis, 2971 nucleotides long. The record is from the annotation of a GenBank genome assembly. NCBI's taxonomy places the organism in Eukaryota, Metazoa, Nematoda, Chromadorea, Rhabditida, Aphelenchoididae.